Messenger RNA from Acomys russatus (golden spiny mouse), 1632 nucleotides. RefSeq names its product coiled-coil domain containing 78 (gene Ccdc78). Bases 1 to 1551 code for a protein of 516 amino acids. Lineage: Eukaryota; Metazoa; Chordata; Mammalia; Rodentia; Muridae. Gene Ontology annotation, cellular component: cytoplasm. The record is from RefSeq and is a predicted model, not a curated record. The transcript is spliced from 14 exons.
AUGCGCCGCCAGUUUAGCGUCCGGGAAAGAGCGUGGACGCUGCCCACCGCCACACCCCCACUCCCCUCCGCUGCGAUCCUGAGUGCGGCGGACACCCGAUGGAUAAUGGCAGAAAUUGCGCGUGCGCGGAAGGGAACACCCGCAACCGGGUUGGACUCAGUAGUCGCUAAGAUCAACAGAGGCCUUGGCAACACUCACAACAGCAGCCGGGACGCAGGGUGCCAUCAGACAGAUCAGGGCCCACAAUACCUCUCCUCUAUGGAAUAUGUGGCAGCCCCAGGCCCCAGGCCAGUGGCCCCACUUCGAGUUGUGGAGAAUGUUGUUCCAGGAGCGGAGGACUGGCUGCCAAGAGCGUCUGGGCACCCAGCGGGAGCCACCAGCCUGGAGACAGAGCAUCAGGUGGAUCUGGAGCUGAGUGAGAAACAGCGGUUGCAGAUUUCUAAGGAGCUAGUUGAUCUUCAGCGUGAAACCCAUCACCUGCGCGAACAGCAUGAGGCUGAAGUCUUUGAGCUGAAGAGGGAAGUUCUUCGAUUGGAAAGUCGGGUGCUAGAGCUGGAGCUGCAUGGGGACAGUACCUGCCAGGGACACAGGGUCCAACCAGGGGCCAGCCCAGGGCAUCACCAGGUGCCACCACAAGAGCCACCAGGAGGCCAGCCGAAGCUACAGGAGGAAUUGAAAUGGGUACUGGAGCAUCACAGAGUCAGGCAGCAGGCACUGGAGACUCAAGUGGCAGCCCUAGGCCGGCAGUUGCAGGGGGCCCAAGAGGAAGCCAAGGCAGCUGGUCAGCAACUGGCAGCCCAAGCCAUGGUGCUGUCCACCUGUCAGGGUCAGCUCCGGCAGGCUGAAGCCGAAAAUGCUCAGCUGCAGCUGCAGCUCAAGAAGCUCACUGAGGAGUAUGCUGUCAGGCUGCAGCGCUGUGCCAGAGAGACAGUGGAGACUGCCAGUAGCACCGGUCGGGAGGACCUUCGAACAUUCCUGGAGGCCACCCUGCAGGACAUUCGGGCCGCACACCGAAGCCGAGAGCAUCAACUGGCCCAAGCUGCCCGGGCCUACCGCAAGCGCCUGGCAGAGCUGAGCUGGAGGCAGGAGUUGCUGCUAACCACCUGCAGGGCUACUUUUACAACAGCUAUCAACCUGAAGCCAUCACCCAUGUGCUGGGCCAGUGAACUCGGCCACCCAAGAGAAGAUGAGUAUGGCCGAUAUAGGACACUGCUCCUCUACCCAGAGAAGGGACCGGGUGAAGCUUCCAAGGAAGGCAGGCCACAGCCACUGGUCCUGGACACUGCAUCUUGGGCCCAAAUCCAGAAGAAGCUACAGGACUUCUCCCAGGAUACUCAGACAGAGCUAGAACGGGAACGGGCACAGUUGAUGGUCCGGGCCACCAUGGCAGAGCAGCAGCUUUCUGAGCUACAGGAGUAUGUGGACCAGCACUUGGGCAGGUACAAGCAGGAAAUCCUGAGACUGAGAAAGUUAGUGAAUCCAGGAGAUCCCCGAGGAGUAGAAGGAAUGCCUUCCACUAGGCCCCGGCGCCCAAGGACCCGGAGUCACUAACUAGCUAGUCUCCCAGAGGAAAGCCUUAAGUCAAAUCUCUUCACAGUCAGCAUGGAACCCUCUGCACACCCCACCCCACCC